Molecule: messenger RNA, 3182 nt
Organism: Eublepharis macularius
Lineage: Eukaryota; Metazoa; Chordata; Lepidosauria; Squamata; Eublepharidae
Gene: ICE2
Product: interactor of little elongation complex ELL subunit 2
Exons: 15
Coding region: 21-2912 (963 amino acids)
Biological process (GO): snRNA transcription by RNA polymerase II; snRNA transcription by RNA polymerase III; positive regulation of transcription by RNA polymerase III
Cellular component (GO): transcription elongation factor complex
Source: RefSeq, a predicted model, not a curated record
GGAGCGAGGAAGGCCUCAAGAUGGCGGCGGGCGGGAAAAUUCUGGCCUGGGAUAUUCCACCCAAGAAUGGACAAGAAGUAUAUUUCUCGCGUGAUAUUUAUGAAAAAUAUUCACUGGCUCCAACACUCUCUGAGCUACUGUUGCUAUCCAAAAGAAAUGCAGAAGGCAAUACAGACAAAUCGAACCCUGGACAAGAAAACAGGACUUCUGGCGGACAAGAAUCAGUUCAAGUGGGAGCUCAGUCUUCAGCCAAUUCCACGCCUUUCCAAGAGCCCAGAGUGCCUUACCCUCAUCUUUCUAGUUUGACGGAGAGAGAGCAGAGGAAAUACUUACUUCUCUUGCCUACCUACUUAAAAGCGAAGCCCAGCCUGACAGAUACGUCAGAACAAUGUGAUUAUUCACAGUACCUUCAAAUGAAAGUAAGAACUGAAGUUGCUGAGUUUCUAAAGUUUGCUCAGAAUGCUGCCAGGGCAUGUGCUAAAGAUUAUGACUCCAUCUCUGAGAAGGCAUUACUUUACUCCAAGCGAUUUUUAAGCUCUUGUAUUGGCUGUGUGAAAAAAUAUCCUGAAUGUUACACCCUCCAUGAAGUUACCAGCAUCAUGGGAGGAAAGUUCAGCACAGAACUCACCUUAAGACUGGAAGCAAGACUUCUGGCUUUGGGAAAGGUAAACCUCAUUAAGUUACACUUUCCAAACAUGCCUGCAGAGAUACAGUUACCUGCUAACCUUAAAUCUGCCAUGGCAACUCCAGAACAGAGAGCUUCCCUGCUGCACCACGAUAUAAGCACAGACCCAAAUGCAGAGAAACUUGUAGCGAAAUAUUGCCCUCAGGUCGUGCUAACAAGUGAGUCGUUAUUUACCUUGUUGAACAACCACGGUCUGAACUAUAAGGAGCCGUGGGAACUGCCGGUUUCUGUGAAAAACAUCUCUGCUGCAGGUUGCAAACCAGCCACAGUGGCUUACAUUGAUCCCCCUCUCCCAAAGAAAGAGAUGACUGUGAGAGAAAAGAACCAGUUUUUUCACGCACUGCUGACAGAUUUUCAUACCACAAAGCAAUCCAGUGUUUUGGCCUCCGCUGCUGUAUUGGACAAGCCCCAUCAAGACCCUGAGAACCUGGACACUCUUGAAACUUGCCAAGGUAGACCGAUGCAAGUAUUUGACUCCAUGGAUCUAGAUUUCGACACUGACGUCACGGAAUUUGAAACAUUUGGCUCAACAUCGAAGUCUUUGAAAGUUUCCGAAAAACAGAGCGCUCCUGCAAAACCAGCUAAUCCAUCUAAAAUCCAGUUGGAGGAGCUCUUGAAAAUGGAGGAGCGACUGUUGGCAGAAGUGAGUAGCAGCACAGGCGAAAGAAGAAACCAAGUCAGUGACCAUCUGGCUUCAACACACAGCGGUGGGCAGAAUUCAGAUAGAACUCCAUCCACUGGUCGUGUCCUGGGGCUGGAUUAUAAAGGAGAUUCUUCGUGUCAAAGUUUUGAAUCCAUGGAAGUUGGACUGAGUGGUAAGGGAGGCGCAGCUGCUGUCAAAGAAGAUAAAAAUGACAAUAAGCCAAGCCUUUCAUCCUAUCAAAGUGACACUGAUGAAGAACCGUUGGUAAUCGACACAGAAUGCAAAAAUACUAAUAACACUAAACCCAGAAGCUCUGUAGCAGACAGUCCUGAACUUCCCUGCCCUACGCAAGACCUGUCAGGAGCAGUGGCUGAUCCUCCAGAGGUUCCAGACCCAGAAACAAACACUUCCCAAAAAUCGUGUCAAAAGUUGUCUGAAGGAUUCGAUCCUGUCCAGCAGAUCUUGAAAAUGCAAACUAAACUCCUCAAACCACUCUCUUCCAACUGUCCGGGACAGGCAGAUGUGAGCACUGCAAACUGCUCGAAUCCUGCCCCAAGCCAGACUCCUCUGUUGUUGAAAGAAUCGAUAGCUUCUGCUCUGACAUCUGGACAGAGCACCACUGCAGACACGGGUACCUUACCUAAAUCAAGCUGGUUAUCACACUUUCAGGGAUCUCAAAAAGGGUCACUUUGGGACGCUGUCGAAAACCCUUUAGAAUAUGAUGCUCCGGAGCAGGGAAACCUUGUCUACAAACUGUUCAGCUUGGAUAACCUGUUGCUUCUAGUGCGCAGCUCUAUACAGAAGGUGGAGAUAAGGCCACGCAAGAAGAAAAUUAAAACCAGGAGGCAUUUCCCAGUAUACGUAUUGCCAAAGCUGGAAUAUCAAGCCUUCUACGGAGCAGAAGUGUUAACAGAAAGUGAAAUAUGCCGGCUGUGGACCGAGAACUUACUGCAUUCCAACUGUUCGUUUGUGGUCGGUCAUAUUGACGCCCUUACUUCCAAACUCUUUUUGGUUGAAGAGUUGUCCGCAGAACAUUUGAAAAGAAGAUUUGGCACAUUUAAGCCAGCAAAUUCUUUGAAUAUUCUUCAACAUAUCUUGAAGAAAGUGGCAGGCUUGCAGGAGGGCUCCUACCUCUUGGCUCAUGCAGCAGGUGACUCGUCCGUUACAGUCCACAAGAGCUGUCUCGGGAAAGGGGCCAGAGGGACGUACAACCUGCACGCAGCUCACAGCGACCUGCCCGCCAUACCUUCCACCCUCUCGGUUCCGUGGGUCCCUCUGGAUCCCAAUAUCCCUUUACCUUAUCACUAUGCUCAAGGACGCGUCCCUUGCACUUUCCCACCACCGUCGGACACCAAAAAGGACCAGAAGAUGAGUGGGACGAAUGCACACCCAGACACACCUAACCACAGAAAACAAGUUUCCAUGGAAACAAACAGCAACUGCCUGCCAACUAAUCCUUUUAGAAAGAGACCCGGUGCUGCACAAAACAAGACCAUGAUGAGAAAUGUCUACAGACAGGCAAACAGAGGGCCACACUGGAAAUUCUGGAAACAAACAAACAGGAGCAAAGAGGACACUGCUUAGUUGUGCAAUGAGAACACAAAUGAAGGUUGGGGUGGGGCGUAACUUAUUAACGAAUGGAGAUACUGAUACAUUGGAGGAGAAGUCCUUGGUGGGGAGACAGAGCCGCAGGACAGGACUGCAUGUGGGCAACGUCUCUACAUGCUGCAAGCCUUCUGUAAUUAAGAGAGGAAUCAGGUUAGAGGUUCUGCUCGCUCGUGACAAGCUCACGCUUGAAGAAAACUGUUGUUGUUUUCUAAGCCAAGAUGUAACAAAUAAAAUGUGGGCACGCUU